Messenger RNA from Dipodomys spectabilis (banner-tailed kangaroo rat), 1427 nucleotides. It is a transcript of the gene Glra3, whose product is annotated as glycine receptor alpha 3. Gene Ontology annotation, molecular function: glycine binding; transmembrane signaling receptor activity; extracellularly glycine-gated chloride channel activity. Gene Ontology annotation, biological process: regulation of membrane potential; signal transduction; chemical synaptic transmission. The transcript is spliced from 10 exons. The record is from RefSeq and is a predicted model, not a curated record. NCBI's taxonomy places the organism in Eukaryota, Metazoa, Chordata, Mammalia, Rodentia, Heteromyidae. The coding region runs from base 16 to 1410 and encodes 464 amino acids. Gene Ontology annotation, cellular component: plasma membrane; postsynaptic membrane; synapse.
ACAUUGCUCCGUAUCAUGGCCCACGUGAGACACUUUAGGACGUUAGUUUCUGGAUUUUACUUCUGGGAAGCCGCAUUGUUACUCAGUUUGGUUGCCACUAAAGAAACCAAUAGUGCAAGAUCUCGAAGUGCUCCAAUGUCACCCUCUGACUUCCUGGAUAAAUUAAUGGGGAGGACCUCAGGGUAUGAUGCCAGAAUCAGACCGAAUUUUAAAGGUCCUCCAGUUAACGUCACAUGCAACAUCUUCAUAAACAGCUUCGGCUCCAUCGCAGAGGCUACCAUGGAUUACAGAGUGAAUAUUUUUCUUCGUCAGAAAUGGAAUGACCCUCGACUGGCAUACAGCGAAUACCCUGAUGACUCUUUAGAUCUUGACCCAUCCAUGUUGGACUCCAUUUGGAAACCUGACUUGUUCUUUGCCAACGAAAAGGGUGCCAACUUUCAUGAAGUCACUACGGACAACAAACUGCUAAGAAUUUUCAAAAAUGGAAAUGUGCUUUAUUCCAUAAGGUUAACAUUAACACUUUCCUGUCCAAUGGAUCUCAAGAAUUUUCCAAUGGAUGUACAAACAUGCAUUAUGCAACUGGAAAGUUUUGGGUACACAAUGAAUGAUCUCAUUUUUGAAUGGCAAGAUGAAGCACCCGUACAGGUUGCAGAAGGACUCACUUUGCCCCAAUUUCUGUUGAAAGAAGAAAAAGAUUUACGAUACUGCACUAAACAUUAUAAUACAGGAAAGUUCACAUGUAUAGAAGUGCGAUUCCAUCUGGAACGACAGAUGGGUUACUACCUCAUCCAGAUGUACAUUCCAAGUCUCCUGAUUGUCAUUCUAUCCUGGGUUUCCUUCUGGAUCAACAUGGACGCAGCCCCAGCCAGGGUGGCUUUGGGAAUAACCACCGUGCUGACCAUGACCACCCAGAGUUCAGGAUCACGGGCUUCCUUACCAAAGGUUUCCUAUGUCAAAGCUAUCGACAUCUGGAUGGCAGUUUGCCUCCUUUUCGUGUUUUCAGCACUUCUGGAAUAUGCAGCUGUGAACUUUGUCUCAAGGCAGCACAAAGAGCUCCUGCGAUUUCGACGCAAGAGAAAAAAUAAGACAGAAGCUUUUGCAUUGGAGAAGUUUUACCGUUUCUCAGACACGGAUGAUGAGGUAAGGGAAAGUCGAUUCAGCUUUGCAGCCUAUGGAAUGGGACCGUGUCUGCAAGCAAAAGACGGUAUAACUGCAAAGGGCCCAAACCAUCCUGCCCAGGUAAUGCCAAAAAGCCCCGAUGAAAUGAGGAAGGUCUUUAUCGACCGAGCCAAGAAGAUAGACACCAUCUCCAGAGCCUGCUUCCCAUUAGCUUUCCUGAUUUUUAACAUUUUCUACUGGGUUAUCUAUAAGAUCCUUAGGCAUGAAGAUAUUCAUCAGCAACAAGAUUAAACCUCUGAGGACACACA